CUCCUAUGUCAACAUCAGAGGCUGAGCGAAAUUUCUCAACAUUGAAAAGAAUCAAGACUUUUCUUCGUAAUAGUAUGACCCAGGAUCGCCUUACAGCGUUGUCGAUGCUGUCCAUUGAAAAGGAAUUUAUUUCGACCAUGGAAAAUUUCAACGGGAAGAGGACUGAAGACAUCAAGUCACUAUCAACAUUACAUCUGGCCAGGGUCAUCUUAAGCUAUAAUAUUAUGGCGUCUCCGAGAACUGAAGCCAAGUGGCUAAAAUGGUAUGAGGAGAUUGAUUCAGAUACAAAUUCUUAUUCAGAUAUUGACGAAGCUGCUUCCGAACAUAGUAUUUAUAACACAGAUACGGAGCUGUCUUCUCACGAAGAAGAAAUAAUUGAGCCGAUCUCGCAACCUGAAAGAUUAUCAAAAGUACCUUUAUUUUUGGAAAGAAUGUACGAAAUGGUACUAUGUGGUGAGCUCAGACACGCACUGUCUCAAGUGAAAGCAAAAAUUGCAAGUAGCAUAACUCGAGCGUUUCCCACACCCGAAUUACUCAAGGACAAAUCGACAGCCAACCAACAACUUACCAAAUCCUGUCGUUCUAGAUGCGUCAUCUUCUCAACGAUCGACCACAGCCACCGCUUGAACUUGACCAAUCGUUCGCCGCUCUCGCCCGAUUCGUCAUUGAACGACGUAUACGAAAUGAGCACGGCGACGUUUAUGUCGCCGACGCCGUUCAACAGCAGCCGAUACAGCCUAUCUCCGAGCUGUUGCUGUUGCACCGUAAGAUGUUCAUUCCUCUGCACCGGUGCCCCGCUGUUAAGUCCUCCCGUUCCCGCGCCACCGGUACCGCCCGGCGCCGCCGAGAUGUCCGGCAUCGACGGAGCGCUGCCUGCGCCGGCCACGCUGCCGCCUUCUAGCAACAGCAGCUGCUGCGCCUGCGCAUUGGCGGGCGCGUCUUGCGCCGGCUGA
Acanthoscelides obtectus is the source of this 953-nucleotide messenger RNA. NCBI's taxonomy places the organism in Eukaryota, Metazoa, Arthropoda, Insecta, Coleoptera, Chrysomelidae. The record is from the annotation of a GenBank genome assembly.